UGAACCUUAGUAGCGCAUUAAAGGUUGUCAGAAGAAAUGAUGGGAAAAACGAAGUUAGCAGAGCAACGUGCUACUGCGUGGUAUUGAUAGAGGAGGAUUUUUUUUCAUUUCCUCAGAAAAAUACGAAAAAUGGCAGCCGAAAUGCAGCAUCUCGAACCACCAAGCUCAGCUAGUUCAGAAAGCGACGGUGAUAUAUGUCUAGAAGAUCGUGCUGUCUUCCUUGCAGACGGUGCGAGUGAGGAUGGUGAUUCUUGUCGGCAAGAAAUUCCAAGUCCUUCUCCUCAACCACCCAGACCAUCUUCAACUGGAUCACAAAAGUCUCCAAGAUCACGAAGGCAACGUACAACGAGUAUGUCUCAGUCAAGUAAAAAAACAUCAGCCGAGUCUAUUAUUCGAAGCAAAACCAGAACAAUUUAUACAGCAGGUAGGCCGGCGUGGUAUGACUCAGCUGGGCAGCAAGUGGAGCCAUUUGUUAUUGGAAUUUGUGGUGGAAGUGCUUCCGGUAAGACUACAGUAGCAACAAAAAUAAUUGAAUCUCUGGAUGUACCUUGGGUAACUCUAUUGAGCAUGGAUUCUUUUUAUAAAGUACUUAAUGAGAAACAACAUGAAUUGGCAGCGCGUAAUGAGUAUAAUUUUGAUCAUCCUGACGCUUUUGACUUUGAAUUAUUGAAGACGACUUUGCAAAGACUGAAAGAGGGAAGAAAGGCUGAUGUUCCUAUUUAUAAUUUUGUUACACAUAGACGGGAGAAUAGAACUAAAGUAAUGUAUGGCGCUAAUGUAAUUAUAUUUGAAGGAAUCUUGACAUUUUAUGAUGCAGAAGUAUUAAAAAUGUGCGAUAUGAAAGUAUUUGUUGAUACGGAUGCUGAUGUUCGACUUGCUCGUCGACUUCGUCGAGAUAUUUCCCAAAGAGGAAGAGACUUAGAAGGAGUAUUAAAACAAUACUGUACCAUGGUCAAGCCUGCCUAUUAUUAUUAUAUAUCUCCAUCCAUGGUGCAUGCAGACAUUAUUGUCCCACGCGGUGGGGAAAAUGAAGUAGCUAUUGAACUUAUUGUUCAACAUGUCCACACACAAUUGCAAUUGAGGGGAUUUAAAUUACGAGAAAAGCUCGCACAUUCGUACAUUGGUCAACCGUUACCGUCAUCUGUGUACAUGUUACCGGAUACUCCGCAAGUAAAAGGACUACAUACGUUCAUCAGAGAUAAAAAUACUGAUCGAGAUGAAUUUAUAUUUUACUCUAAACGAUUAAUUCGCUUAGUUAUUGAAUAUGCACUUUCAUUAUUGCCUUUUAAGGAAAUAACGGUAGAAACUCCUCAAGGAAUUCCUUAUGUUGGAAAAAGAGGAGCCACGGAUAAAAUAUGUGGAGUAUCAAUAAUGCGAGCAGGGGAAACUAUGGAGCAAGCGUUAUGUGAUGUUUGUAAAGAUAUUCGUAUCGGAAAAAUAUUGAUCCAAACUAACCUUCAGACUGAUGAGCCUGAGCUUUUCUAUCAACGAUUACCCAAAGAUAUUAAAGAUUAUCGAGUAAUUUUAAUGGAUGCUACUGUAGCUACUGGAGCAGCGGCAAUGAUGGCCAUCAGAGUAUUAUUGGAUCAUGAUGUUGAUGAAGAAAACAUUUUUGUUGUAUCACUCCUUAUGGCAGAACCUGGUGUGCAUUCAAUUGCUUACGCAUUUCCUCGUGUAAAAAUUGUUACAUCAGCACUGGACCCUGAGAUUAAUGAAAGAUUCUAUGUCUUACCUGGCAUUGGAAAUUUCGGUGAUCGGUAUUUCGGUACCGAGCCUGUUGAUCUAGAGUGAAUAAGCAUUGGUUUUUUUUAUCGAUUGUAAAUAAUCUUAUUACGUUUCUAUCAACGUCUCUAUUCGUGAAUCAUUACAAGUAAAGUUGGAGGAUUUAAUAAAUUUCUCAUUUAUCUUA
Messenger RNA from Chelonus insularis, 1909 nucleotides. RefSeq names its product lethal (2) k01209. Gene Ontology annotation, molecular function: ATP binding; kinase activity. NCBI's taxonomy places the organism in Eukaryota, Metazoa, Arthropoda, Insecta, Hymenoptera, Braconidae. The transcript has 10 exons. The coding region runs from base 130 to 1791 and encodes 553 amino acids. The record is from RefSeq and is a predicted model, not a curated record. Gene Ontology annotation, cellular component: cytoplasm.